Messenger RNA from Megalobrama amblycephala (Wuchang bream), 3162 nucleotides. RefSeq names its product tubulointerstitial nephritis antigen-like 1 (gene tinagl1). Lineage: Eukaryota; Metazoa; Chordata; Actinopteri; Cypriniformes; Xenocyprididae. The record is from RefSeq and is a predicted model, not a curated record. Gene Ontology annotation, cellular component: lysosome. Gene Ontology annotation, biological process: proteolysis. The coding region runs from base 165 to 1583 and encodes 472 amino acids. The transcript has 12 exons. Gene Ontology annotation, molecular function: cysteine-type peptidase activity; peptidase inhibitor activity.
GCUCUAUAUAGAGAGGGGAAAUCCGUUCAUUACUAGAGGCCAGACAGGAGGCAGAAGAGAGUGAGUGUUCAGUACUUUGACCUGUAGCUGAAACAGACCUGCUCACAUUUUGUUCACUGGAUAUAACCAGAACAAGGAUUUUAUUUCACCAAACAAGAUAAGCAAUGUUGAAGCUCUUGAUGCUGGCCGCCAUUGCAGCGCUCCUCCUGCUGUCGGAAGGGGGAAUGUCAGCGAGGACUCAGUCCCGCACUAAGAGAGAACUGGCCAGACCGUUGCACCGCGGGGGGAUCCGGGACCCCUUUGGCUCCUACUGCCAGAGGAGAGGAGGCUGCUGCCCCGGCCGAAAUGACCAGUGCACUGUGCCUUACCUGGACACCAUCUGUUACUGCGACCUGUUCUGCAACCGCACCGUGUCCGACUGUUGUCCUGACUUCUGGAGCCAUUGCCUGGGAACAAAUCCUCCAUACCCUCCCAGUUCUUGUGAAAGGAACGGACACAGGUUUCACUCAGGAGCAACAUACAAAGAGAACUGUAAUUUAUGUACAUGUGGUCAAAAUGGCCGCUGGGAAUGUGAGGAUCAUGCCUGUCUGAUAGAAGAUGACAUGAUCAAAGAAAUCAACAGAAGAAGCUAUGGUUGGAGGGCAUCAAACUACAGUCAGUUCUGGGGUAUGACCCUGGACGAGGGUCUGCGGUAUCGUCUGGGCACAAAACGCCCCUCACGGACUAUUAUGAACAUGAAUGAGAUCCAGAUGAAUAUGAAUGGAAACAAUAAUCUGCCAAGUUACUUCAAUGCAGUAGACAAGUGGCCAGGGAAAAUCCAUGAGCCACUGGAUCAGGGGAACUGCAAUGCAUCCUGGGCUUUCUCAACUGCAGCUGUUGCAUCAGAUCGGAUCUCUAUUCAGUCAAUGGGUCACAUGACCCCUCAGCUCUCACCUCAGAAUCUGAUUUCCUGUGACACGCGUCAUCAGGACGGCUGUGCCGGUGGGCGUAUCGACGGGGCCUGGUGGUACCUAAGACGAAGAGGGGUAGUGACAGAGGAGUGUUACCCCUUCUCUGCACCCCAGCAAACCCCUGCUGAAGUGGCUCGCUGUAUGAUGCAAACUCGAGCGGUGGGCCGGGGAAAGAGGCAGGCCACAGCGCACUGUCCCAACAGCCACAGCUACCACAAUGACGUCUAUCAGUCAACCCCACCAUACAGACUGUCCUCCAAUGAGAAAGAGAUUAUGAAAGAGAUUAUGGAUAAUGGCCCCGUGCAAGCCAUCAUGGAGGUCCACGAGGAUUUCUUUGUGUACAAGAGUGGAAUUUACAGACAUACAGAUGUCAAUUACCACAAACCGUCACAGUACCGCAAACACGCAACGCACUCUGUCAGGAUAACAGGAUGGGGAGAGGAGAGAGACUACAGUGGCAGAACACACAAAUACUGGAUUGGAGCCAAUUCAUGGGGGAAGAACUGGGGCGAGGACGGUUACUUCCGCAUCGCUCGUGGUGUAAACGAGUGUGAGAUCGAGGCGUUUGUGAUCGGCGUGUGGGGCAGAGUCACCAUGGAAGACAUGCACAACCAUCAUGGACGGCGCAAGUAGAGAACUGCAGAUCUAAACCACAAUGUCAAUCAGGUCUUUUGCAGGUUUGUUAGAGUCUGAUUUCCACCAAACCGACCAAACCCCAGUGCCUUCUGAAUAUCUGUUCACACCAUAUGCAUAAAAAAGUGGUGUCCACUGCCCCCCUCUGUCCAAAUACACAUCUCCACUGAAGUUUUGGUUCCUUUGGGUCACUAGUAGGAGGAAUGUAAAACUCAAUUUUGUGUUUAUGGCAAAUAUCGUCUUAUUGGUGGAAUCUGGCUGGUUACACUCCUUGACUGGACCUCAAAUAACAAACAGCCACAGGACUCAGACACACUCAGGACUCAGUAUUCCAGAAACACACUUCACAGGCACACGCUCUCAGCAUCAUAAUAUAACUAUCUCAAAUGUCUAAUAUAGUGAUAUUAGGAUGCGUCUUAUGUUUUGUGUUUUACCUUACUUUUGGGAAUGAUCACACACUAAGGCAGCCAGUCAGACAGCACUCCAUACUUUCUGCUAAAGGGAUAGAGGAACACCAGGAUGGGGAAAGAAGAAGGUUUUAGGACCAAUAAUUUAUUUUAAAAAUACCCUAGGUUAGAUUUAUGACAGUUCUCAGCAUUCCGUUGAGAUUAAGGUUGUUUAAUUAUUAAAUAUUUUAAGAUGUAAAGAACCACUCCAGUCUGUCUCUGUGAUCAAAAUCUGAUUCUUUUGGGUUGGCUGAACAGAUACAGACCACUGUCUUCACAAUUCAAAACAACUGUUAGUCACUCUCAUUGAACUAUAGAAGCUUGUUUCCAUCACGGAAUAAAAAAAUAAAAAGGUUUAUAUAUAUCACAAUUGUGAGAGAAAAAAGUAUUUCUGACAAUUCUGACUAUUUCUCGCAAUCACAAGUUCAGAUAUUAUAACUCGCAAUAUAUAGGCAUAAAAAAUGUCCUUAUUUUUUAUCACAUGGCGGUGUCAUGACAAAUCGGGUCCUCCCUCAAAAUCAAGUCUCCCCACAGUCAGUUAAUGAUUAUCCGAAGUAUAUACGAAUGAUAUUCAUUUAAAAUACCCAUAUAGCUUACUAUAUAAUGCUUAAGAAAACAAAUUAGUGCAUAAUAAAACAAAUUGAACGUACAUUUUGUACUCUUGAUUAACUGUUAAUAAUAAUUAUAAUAGCCUAUUAAGUGAAUAAUUGAACAUCAUUAAUUUGUUUUAUUUAUAACUGAAAUAUUUGGACAUUUAACACUUAACACAAUUACAUUACAGAUGAUUUGUGAAUACAUGUACGUGUAUAAACUACUCUAUCAGGCUAAUCGGGUAUCUGUAUGCUAUUCUAGUACAUAAGCUAACUUAUACAGACAUAAAUUGUCAUUAUAACGUAGUUGAAACAGCAUUUAUCAUAAGAUUUUGUAUGUAAGCAGGCACUAAAUAGAGUACUUAUUAAAACGCAAUUUGAACAGUGGGAUCAGUGGGGUCCUAAUGUAGACCUGAUUUCGGCGGGAGACCCAAUUUGUCACUACAGCGGAACCAAGCUUCUGUAUAUAACAGGAAACUAUGGAGGCCUGUACAUGAAAUGCUGACAAAAAUAUAUAUCGUGGCCACGAUUUACUAAUUCAUU